Triticum dicoccoides is the source of this 1820-nucleotide messenger RNA. RefSeq names its product sphingosine-1-phosphate lyase-like. Gene Ontology annotation, biological process: carboxylic acid metabolic process; sphingolipid catabolic process. The coding region runs from base 1 to 1620 and encodes 539 amino acids. The record is from RefSeq and is a predicted model, not a curated record. Gene Ontology annotation, cellular component: endoplasmic reticulum. Lineage: Eukaryota; Viridiplantae; Streptophyta; Magnoliopsida; Poales; Poaceae. Gene Ontology annotation, molecular function: pyridoxal phosphate binding; sphinganine-1-phosphate aldolase activity. The transcript is spliced from 15 exons.
AUGGAGGCGGCCGCCGAGCUGGCGCAGCGCCUGCGGGCCGCGGCCAACGACCGGCUGGCGGGGCAGGAGCCGCUCCUCCUCGUCGCCGCGCCGCUGCUCGCGCUCCUCGCCGCGCGCGCCGUCCACGCCGCCGCCGCCGACGUCGCCGACCGCGGCCUCCGCACCGUCCUCAUCACCCUCGCCAUGGCCGCCGUCAAGUUGGUGCCGGGGGUCAGCGGAUACAUCGCCGCCGAGAAGAGCAAGGUUGUUGAGCAGUUGCAGUCAGGCAGCGCGUCCAGCAAGAAGAACCUGCGAACCGAGCUGCCCGCCGUCGGGGAUCCCGACGGAGUCAUAGACGAGCUCCAGGCGCUCAAAGACAAGGAUGUGAGAUGGCAGGGCAAAUGCUCCGGCACCGUUUAUAUCGCUGGGAGCGAGUCUGAAGGCCAUUUUUCACUUAUAAACAAGGCCUACUCUAUGUUUUCACACACAAAUCCACUGCAUCAGGAUGUAUUCAAGAGUGUGGCACAGUUAGAGGCUGAAGUAGUAGCAAUGACAGCUGCUUUGCUUGGCAGCAAAGAAAAGGCGUCUGGUGGACAAAUUUGUGGCAAUAUGACGUCAGGCGGGACUGAAAGCAUAUUGUUGGCCGUCAAAACAUCACGCGAUUAUAUGCAAUCAAAGAAGGGAAUCACAAAGCCCGAAAUUAUAAUUGCUGAAUCAGCUCAUUCUGCCUAUGACAAAGCUGCUCAAUAUUUCAAUAUUAAAGUGCGGCGUGUACCUGUGAAUAAAGAAUUUCUUGCAGAUGUAAAAGGAUUCAAACGGUGCAUAAAUGGAAACACCAUAAUGAUGGUUGGAUCUGCACCAGGAUUUCCCCAUGGUUUAAUUGAUCCCAUCGAGGAACUUGGGGAGUUGGCUUCACAAUAUGGUAUUUGCUUGCAUGUUGAUCUAUGCCUUGGUGGCUUCGUAUUGCCUUUCGCCCGUAAGCUUGGGUAUCCUAUUCCUCCUUUUGAUUUUUCUGUCAAAGGUGUUACGUCGAUCUCAACAGAUGUUCAUAAGUAUGGGCUAGCCCCAAAAGGCACCAGUACUGUCCUAUACAGGAAUCAUGAAAUUAGAAAGCACCAAUUUGUUGCUGUGACGGAAUGGACUGGUGGGCUCUAUAUUUCCCCUACUAUGGCUGGAAGCAGGCCAGGUGGACUAGUCGCAGGAGCUUGGGCUGCGAUGAUGUCUCUUGGAUUGAAUGGUUAUUUGGAAAGUACUGGUAAAAUCAUGGAAGUCUCAAGGAAGAUACAAAAAGGAAUUGAUGAUAUCUCAGGUUUAUUUGUGAUUGGGAAGCCAGACAUGACCGUCGUGGCCUUUGGGUCGGACGCAGUCGACAUAUUUGAGGUGAAUGACAUAAUGUCAUCAAAAGGAUGGCACCUCAAUGCUCUUCAGAGACCCAACAGUCUGCACAUCUGCGUGACGCUUCAACACACGGCUAUCUAUGAGGAAUUCCUCAAGGACCUCGAGGAUUCUGUGAACACAGUGAAAGCGAAUCCAGGGCCUAUCAGCGGGGGGAUGGCUCCGAUCUACGGCGCGGCUGGGAAGAUGCCGGACAGAGGCACGGUCAAGGAGUUGCUUGUGGAGUUCAUGGACAGCUCUUGCUAACCAUUGACUAUACCCCAUUGGUUGGUCAUCUCUCUGUAACAUGCAUAUGUACAAGCCGCAGUGACAGUGUUGUGUGAUCUUCUAUAUUUGGUUUGGCUCAAAACUGAAGGCACACAACACAAUGCCUCCAAUAUAGACAUGUAUCUAUGUAUCAGUUACAUUGGUCGCAAUAAAGUUACAUUUUCAGCCUAUUGCUCCUA